AUGGAUUUCCGGUUCUGGACGCCUGCGCAAAAGGAAAGUAGGUUUCUAUCCCUGUUCACGGUUGUGACGUUCCCGAACGGAGGAUGCUCUGGUGCUUCUGGGGACAACGGGACCUGCAUGACAGCGAGGGAAUGCUCCGCGAGAGGCGGCUCCGCGAAUGGCUACUGCGCGAAUGGUUACGGCUUAUGCUGCAUUUUCAUGACAUCUUGCGGGAGUACAACGUCGGAAAACGGAACAUACUUCGUGAAUUCCGGAUACCCCUCGCCAUACGACGGCACAAGUUCUUGCGAACUUACUAUCAACAAGUCCCAUCCGAGUGUUUGCCAAAUCAGAUUGGACUUCGAUCGUUUUACAAUCGCUGGUCCAGAGAAAAUGAACCACGUGUGUAAUCAGGACCAAUUCAUUGUGUCCGGUGGUAAUCCGAUUCCGGCCAUAUGUGGGAUGAAUCAAGGAAAUCACAUGUACGUCGACGCCGGUAUAGGAACAACAAAUCCGGUGAAGUUGACAUUUGUUACAAGCGGCAACUCGUUCGAGAGAAUAUGGAAGGUAAAAGUGACGCAGAUACCUUGCGACACUAUUUACAAAGCGGUCGAGGGAUGUCUUCAAUAUCACACCGGAGUGUCUGGUCAGAUAAAAUCUUUCAACUACGACCCCGCAUCAGGUCUGCAGUUGAGUAACCAAGAUUACGGCAUUUGUAUACGGAUGGAAAGAAACUUCUGUGGCAUACAAUAUACUGCUUGUCCAGAUACAGUCAACAAUCGAUCCCGGUCAUUCACCCUGAGUGGCAACAGCAACGGACCGGUCAAUUCCAUGAUAGGAUCCGGUGUGGGGCCCAACAAUUGCGCCAACGAUUGGCUGCUCAUACCGUGUGCAGCUAAUGUGGGUAGGAUCCAGCCAGCUCAGGCUUUAUGCACGGACAGAAUCUGCGGUGGAACGUUCUCGGCCGAUUUGUCUAUGCAAUCCGCCUCUGUACUGAGCACAGUCAAACCAUUCCGUCUUUGGUUUCAUACAGACAACGUCGAAGCGCCUGUGGACGUAGAUAACAGAGGAUUUUGCCUCAAUUAUGUGCAGCAACCUUGCACUAACAAUUACAUCGCUUUGAUCGCCAGUGAACUAGAAGAUACAUACAGCAGAAGCUUGAUUCCAGAAAUUAUGAGUAGCACUCACGCGGCCAUUGCAAACGAUGUCCGAAAUAAAAGGAGUAAAACUGAAAGAUUUAUUAUAUCCAUGUUCGCACAUGAAACAAAAAAAGGCUUUAUGUAG
Molecule: messenger RNA, 1263 nt
Organism: Colias croceus (clouded yellow)
Lineage: Eukaryota; Metazoa; Arthropoda; Insecta; Lepidoptera; Pieridae
Exons: 9
Coding region: 1-1263 (420 amino acids)
Source: RefSeq, a predicted model, not a curated record